This is a messenger RNA of Gigantopelta aegis, 4862 nucleotides long. RefSeq names its product SPARC-related modular calcium-binding protein 2-like. Gene Ontology annotation, molecular function: protein binding; heparin binding; calcium ion binding. The coding region runs from base 482 to 2224 and encodes 580 amino acids. NCBI's taxonomy places the organism in Eukaryota, Metazoa, Mollusca, Gastropoda, Neomphalida, Peltospiridae. Gene Ontology annotation, cellular component: basement membrane. The record is from RefSeq and is a predicted model, not a curated record. The transcript is spliced from 14 exons. Gene Ontology annotation, biological process: extracellular matrix organization.
UUUUAUUUUUUUAUUUUUGUCUAUUGCGUGCAGUAAGAUUAGGUUUGGCUGAGUAAAUUAAGCGUGAAAUCAGCUCGUUUCACUCUUGGCUAAACAUCGGCUUGGUAUGAAACCUGCUAAAAGGCCCAUGAAUAUGUAUGGCUGAAUAUGCGGGGUGUCUGGGUCACGUGACUGGUAUAAAGCUGGCCCCAUGUAUACUAUAUGAACAUAAUACUAUCAAGUGACUGACUAUCUGCCGAUACAUACAAACGCUGACGGGAGUAAUGUUCCGGUGCGAAUUUCAUCCCUUCAUUGAAGAAGAAGCGUCUGCAAGAUAGCUGGUGGAUUUUUUUAAAUAUUUUUUUUUUCACUAUCACGAUGUUUGUGUGCCCAUUCACUUAAAAGAUGGAUUCGCCACUUUUGAUUUUCGUCACGGAUGUAGAAAGAUGUGAUUCCACAGAGCGUGUCUGGUGAGGUGUUCUCCGAGGAGAAAACGUCUAGGAUGGUAAACUUUACGACUUGGAGCUUCUCCGCACUGUCUCUGAUUGUGACCAUCUCCUGUGUUACUAGCACAGUGUCUCCACAGCUGGCGGGCGUGGAUGGAAAGAGUCUUUUCCGUUCCCUGCGAGCAUCGAACUGCCAAAUGGAUUGCUCAACAGCCAAACGGCGGCUGGUGUGCGGGACAGACGGACUCACAUACUCCUCUCCGUGCGAACUCAAAAGAGCAAAGAAAUGCGACGGACGACGGGUCAAAGUGAGAAAGAAAGGUCGUUGUUUGGAUCCAGCAGGGGGCAACAGUUACAAUGUGGGUGGAGGUAAGAAGUGUUUCCUGGAGCGAGAUGAAGCGAACAAGGCGUCGUUACGGCACAAGUCAGAAGUCUUCGUGCCUGUCUGCAAACAUGACGGCACGUUCGCCGAGGUACAGUGCCACGGCACUACAGGCUUCUGCUGGUGCGUCACGAAAGAUGGACGACACAUACCGGCAACCUCAGUGAAGGGGAGACGACCCAGAUGUCGAGGAAAACGUAGAAAACGGAAACAGAGAGGUCGACCACGGAAGAGGAAAGCUUGUUCGCCGGCAGAUCGUCAAGUGUUUAAUUCCAAUCUUGUUGGGGAAUUCACGCAGGAAUAUAACAGAUUACAGAGAGCAGAAGCGCUCAAUUCCCCAGAAUUAAAACAAGAUUCUAGCAAAGACGUUCAGAAGGAACGUAUAAUUGUGGAGUGGAAAUAUACUCAGUUAGAUUAUGAUGGUGAUAACGUGCUACGUUUUAAGGAAAUUCGUGGAUUUCACCGUAUGGUGAAAAAACUAAUUAAACCAAAGGCAUGUGCCAAAAGAUUUCGUCGUUUCUGUGAUAGCAAUAGUAAUAAAAGGAUAGAACCAACGGAAUGGACGUUGUGUCUCGGAAUAGACCAGAAAUUUUCUUUUCGUUUGUUCCUAACUUUAAACUCAGAUGGGCAGACAACGGAGCCGCCACAAGACAAGCACAGACGGGAAGAUGGUAUUCCCUACCUUGCAAAGUGGAAACCUCAACCUCAUUUACCGCGGCUGUCGAGCGCUUCACAGCCAAAACGGAAACAAAAGUCUGACCACUCUAGAAGCUGUAUGGAGGAGCGAGCAGCCGCUAAGGCUAACGCGGACAAGGAGCCCAACGCCAACAUCUACAUCCCCGCGUGCCAGACGAACGGCAUGUGGGACAAGGCGCAGUGCCACAACGUCACCAGGAUCUGUUGGUGUGUGGAGCAGAAGACCGGCAUGCCCAUCCCCGGAACUACGUCAUCGUUCGAGCAGGAACCCAACUGCACCAUCAGUGACGACCGCCAGAUGAAAGGUAGGAUAAAAGGAUGUCCUCUAAGUUUAAAACGUCGUUUCCUGGUCGACCUUAUGAAUGACCUUGCAGAGGAGAUGGCAAAAGCAACGGGGAACACAUCAUUACCAAGAAAAUCAAACGAGAUUAGAGAAAAAGUAGCAGAAUGGAAGCUCUUGUCUCUUGAUAUGAAUGGCAAUGGGGUACUGGACCGAAAGGAAUGGAAAACAUUUAGAAAAACUAAUUUAAAAAAUAAAAGUUAUCCUCGAAAAUGUAGGCGGAACUUUUUACGGUAUUGUGACAGUGAUAACAACAAGAAAGUUACCGUAGCGGAGUGGAGAGAAUGUAUGGGACUGAACCGUAAGGAUAACUAUUAUAAUGUGCUACCAAAUAAUAACAGAAGAGGACGAAAAAAUCCCUUUAUUGAUCAGUUGACAUGAGUGCCUAGAUCGGGGACUGCACGUGCAUUUUGUGUUGCUGCGGAUCGAUAGGACUGGUCCUAAAAGACGGAGGUAGCAAGAAUCCCACACAGUUGACCGAAUCGUUCUGUGUUCUUUUCAACGGUUGGUGUUAUUCGCUGUAAGCGGAGAUGUGAAUUUCCAUGUGCUUUCUAGUUCCAGCCAUAGCAUUAUUGGCAUCCUCGUGUUUCAAAAAUCAUCUGGUUACUCCAAGCACAAUAAUACAGAGCUUUGGAUUCCGUGAAUAAUCAUUAAUUAUUAUUGUGGUCACUGUUGUACAACUAUAUAUGUUGCAAUCAUAGUAUCACUGGUGUAAGGAAAAUCGAUCACUACCGCACUAUCAUCAAAUUACGUGAACUGCCAGUAUUAUUAUCAAAACUCUUUUUUAAAUGAUGUUUUAAAGAUUUUGUCACAAUGAACCUUAGAGAGGAUUACGAAUGUGAUAAUGUUUUUGUCGUUUUUAUUAGUUUACUGCUUCAAAGAGCUUUAUCAGAUUGUACAUUGGGUUCUUUCUUGUGUUUUGGUUCUGUCAGCUUUAAUGAUCCAUUGAUAUCCGACUUGUACACUAUAAUAAUGGUUUUGCCAGAAAUGAGUAGCGCUAUCACUCAUGAUGAGCUAGAAUGAAUAGAGUAAACUACACUAUAAAAGUUUUUAAGCUGGACUUACAGGGUGCUUUACAAGAAAAUGUAUUUAUAUGCAUUACUGCUAUAUCCAAGUGUGCAUGCAAGACAUUUUAAUUACUUACAAACACAAGCAAUGUAUAAGUCUACAAGGACAAUGAGCACACAGUUAUAUUUCCAAAUGUUUAGCAAGAUCAGUCAUUUGUUUACAGGUAGCACUAUACCAAAUAACAUCCAGCUGGGUCAAAGUUGAAAGCGACUCGAAACUUUGAUACAGCAGUUAACACUGCCAGUCCUGCCAUCGGUGAUACAUGUGACAGUGUCUGUUGCCUUGGUUCUUUUUUUUUUAUUAAGGGAGGGCAUGAAUGAAUGCCAUUUAUUUUAUUUGUAAAGUAUCCUUGUGUUUGAAACAUGUUCGUGUAAAACGUAAAGGUACUACAAUUUUGUGUAAAACUAGAGGUGUUAUAAAAAAGAUCCCAUUAUAUCGAAAAUACGCCAUGAUAGGUUCCACUUUUCAGUCAAUAUGAUAUUUUAUGGGAGACAUUGUAGUAUUCAUAUUUAUGGUUGAUAUACUGCAUAUAAUAUUUUUGCUGCAUACGUUAUCGUUGUCGCCUUUGAAAUUGUGUUUGGUAUAGUACAACCUGUAAGACAAGAGUAGGGUUGUAACGAACUCCAGUAACACGCAAAACAAGCGUAACUUUUGUGUACAAGGAGUUGUUUUUUGUGGACAAAUAAUGGAGGGAGAACUGAGACACCCCGUAUAUUUCUAAAGUGGCUACGUCAUUAACAAUGUUAAAAACGUAUGCUUUAAAUUAGGCCCUAUUCUAUAUUAAUUUUCUUCAUAAUAUGUCACUAUGGACUUCGAAUUGUAAACUUGUAAAGAAACUGGCCGUAAUACAUUGCGCGACAGAUUAUCUGUUGAUAAGUGUUUGACAUACGUUAAAAUUAUAUAGUUUACUCCACAGACAGCCAAACCACUCGUUAUUGUUCGCAAAACUGUUUCACUGAAAUCCCAAACCGGUGACCGAGUAUCGAUUAUCAACUAACAUGCAAAAUGAAUAUAAUUAUACAUUCAUUCAAGCAAAUAAAUGUGUUUGUUCAUGCAUGAACAUGUCUGAAUUUAAAUGUUAAUGAGUCAUUAUAUUUAAAAACAAGCAAACAAAACAUAUAUACCAUAGAAAUGGGUGCUAGCUUAUGGCUGGGGUGGUAUCCUAUAGUGGAGUUAUGAAUAUUCAUAAGACUGACAUAUUUGAAAAACGUCGAUCAGGUGUUCUUUGUGGUGCAUGAUUUAUAUUAAGCGUAACAAUACUUAGAUAUAUCCUACGACACUAACGAACGACAUACAAAAAGACAGCACUUAGUUUAAAACAAAUAUAAAUACACCACACAUGGUGUAUACGUGGUGAACAUAGUAACAACAAUGCUAACUGAGUAUGCAGCUACAAUCAACUGAUGGAACAAAAAGGGAAAAAAAUUCACAAUGCCCACAUUAUACACAAGUAUAUAUUUCAUUAAAUUAAAAUUGUUGUUAGGUAUAUUUAUUUUUUGUCUAAUUGUUUGUAUGUCGUUUUCAAGUGUCGUAUAUUAAGAUCAAAUUAAUCAUUACAAAUUAUUUAGAAGAUUUUAAAUAUGAUCAUUAUUUGCUUUAGUCAGAAAAAUAAUAUAAUUUUUUCAAAUGUAUCACAUUUUGUUAAAUGGAUUUGAGUCGGUAUGAUUACAGAUCUUUUGUAGCUUCGAAAAUAUACAACGGCCCAUUGUGUGCACUUGUUAUGGUUAAGUUAUUGUUUAUUCUGCAAAGUAAAUUAGUUUUGAUGUUUAUAUACAUGCAAUGUAUGUUUGUUAAUUACUGAUACUAGUUGCAACGCUGCUGUGUACAUCUCCACGUUUUAAUCAAGCAAUGCUACAAUUUGUUUGUGCAAAGGAAGUCAUAAUGUUUUCAUUUUAACUCGUUCCGUAGAUAUGUUGCAAAAUGUCCUGAGCUAAAUAAACUUUUUUGUCAA